AUGUUCGUACCUUUUUAUAGUUCUCUCACCAAGAUCUUUGACACUUACAAAUCACAAACUCCUCAAGAUUCUCAAAGAAAACAAACAGAUGCAAUCUAUCAUCUCCUAGGAAGCAUUUCUCUCAAUGAUGAAGACAUUAAACUGUUUGGAGAAGAUUGUGUUGAAUCAAUCAAACCAAAGGUCAAGAAACAAGUAGAUAUGAUGAAAUUGGUUGGCCACAGAGAUACCCUCACACACGAGAAGAUAAUCACAAACAAUCCCAGCCUCCACGAGAAAAAGAACCUCACAUUCAAAGAAACAUUGGAAGAGAUGAGAGCAGAUACAAAAGAGACGAAAAGAGUGUUAGAUCAAACAAUCGAGAGCUUGGAAAUAGAGAAGAUGAAGAUAGAGGGAUUAGAAAGAGAGAAGAUAAAGAUAGAGAGAAAGAUAGAGAGAUUAGAAAGAGAGAAGGUGUCAAGAUAUGAAGGAGAGACGGCCAACAUGAGAAGGCAACUGUGGAUAAUUGCAUGUACCAAAAAGGAUCCCAAGCAGCAGAUACCUGAGCCAAUGUGGAUGAAAAGCGCCAGAAAGAGACGAAAUCACUUGGCACAUCAAACUGAUUUGGAAACAGUGAUGAAGCUAGCCGAUGACUAUCCUAAAGUUUAUGAUAUUCUUUUAGAAACGGUAUAUGGAGUGCCAAAGAACGAAAUCAAACUGCUACUUGACGCGGACAAGACUGGCGGGAAUCAAGUUUAUAAUAUCUUGAAUGACCGUGGGUCGGCUUUUCACAACCGUUAUGCCAAUACUUGUGUAGAGCCUUUCAAUUUGUGGUUAUCAGCAGUGCGCAGUCUUCAAGAAACACAAUCAGCCACAGCGAAGAAACCAUCCUCCGAUUACGAAAGUUGCGUCCAAAAACAAAAGGCUGAGGUCCAGAAAUCAAUUCGAGAGUGGGAUGCAGCCUUUAAAGUGGAUAAGUUGAAGAGAGACACCAAAACUAAGAAAUGUCAAAGGAUGAUUUACAAGGAUUACGAAGACAGAGAUCUGUUUCCACGUAUAUGGGAAAGUUUUGGUGUAGAGUGGAAAUAG
Botrytis fragariae is the source of this 1065-nucleotide messenger RNA. RefSeq lists its product as uncharacterized. The record is from RefSeq and is a predicted model, not a curated record. NCBI's taxonomy places the organism in Eukaryota, Fungi, Ascomycota, Leotiomycetes, Helotiales, Sclerotiniaceae. The transcript has 2 exons. The coding region runs from base 1 to 1065 and encodes 354 amino acids.